This is a messenger RNA of Callorhinchus milii (elephant shark), 916 nucleotides long. RefSeq names its product acetyl-CoA acetyltransferase-like. The transcript has 6 exons. The record is from RefSeq and is a predicted model, not a curated record. Gene Ontology annotation, biological process: fatty acid beta-oxidation. NCBI's taxonomy places the organism in Eukaryota, Metazoa, Chordata, Chondrichthyes, Chimaeriformes, Callorhinchidae. Gene Ontology annotation, molecular function: acetyl-CoA C-acetyltransferase activity. The annotation marks the transcript as partial.
GGACCCCCGGACACUGGGGCUCCACAUGUGGUUCCAAUGCGAGUUGGGGUCAAAGUAGGAGACAUGUCCCUUCAGGAUACCAUUCUGUGUGAUGGCCUAAUGGACGCCUUUUAUAACUACCACAUGGGUGUAACAGCUGAGAACGUGGCGAUGCAGUGGCAUGUGAGUCGAGAGGAGCAGGACAAGUUUGCUGUACAGUCCCAGAACCGAACUGAGGCAGCACAGAAAGCUGGCUAUUUUGAAAAAGAAAUUGUUCCUGUCUCCGUCCCUUCCAGGAGAGGUAUGUGCUGUACUCCUAGGAGGAGAGAUUUUGAGACUGACUGGUUCAUCUGCACGAGCGCGUCACCUGCAGGAGACGAGACUGGGGUCAUGGCUCAACUCCAGGUAGGAAAAGCCGGCUGGACGCUGGAUGAAGUUGAUCUCUUCGAAAUCAAUGAAGCUUUUGCAUCACAGUCUGUAGCUGUUGUCAAGGAACUGGGUAUAAACCCAGAGAAGGUAAACAUCCAAGGUGGUGCUAUUGCUUUAGGUCACCCUCUGGGAAUGUCUGGGUGCCGCAUUCUGGUUACACUUCUCUACGCACUGGAGAGAACAGGAAAAAAGCGUGGCAUUGCUUCUUUGUGUACAGGAGGUGGAAUGGGAAUAGCUAUGUGUGUUGAAAGGCAAUAAAUUACACCUAAAUUUUACUACAAGAACUGAAGAUACUCUGCAGCUAAGCUACUGACUGGAUAAAAUUGAGCUUUUAUUUUAGAGGUUACAGCCUGAUUCCAAUGAAAUGUAGGUGCAUUUUGUUUUUAUAAUGAAUGUGUAAAGUAGGUAGGUCUUAAAACUAUUCAAAACUUCAGUCCACAUAAAAUGGUUCUGAAAAUUAGUGUAACUUUUAAAUAUUUGAUUAAAAGUACUGAAGUUUGAAAUCAUA